AUGAGUUUUUCGAUGAGCAGGAUGCGGAUCGACCGGGCGGAGUCGGACGCGAGCGAUCGCGGCGGGGGUUGGGAGCUCAGAGAGAGCCAGUUCGAGACGGCGGCGAAGGAGUUUUCGGUACGAUUUGAAGGCCCGGCGCCGGGGCGCGAGCGGGAGCCGCCGGCGAGGCGCGGGAAGAGGUCGAGGCAGUCGAGGUUGGUGGCGAGCGGGCGGUCUGCAGAGCUGAAGAUAGAGCCGGAGGGGCGCCGAGAGGGCUACCGGUUUGUGCUUCCGAACAGAAGAAGUCGGUACAACUGCGACGAGGACUUGAGGGAGCUGCUGAGGAUCGGCGGGUUCAUGGAGAGGGCGACGAGCGAGGCGGACGAGGACGAGGUCGAGGACGGGGUCGAGGACGAGGUCGAGAACGAGGUCGAGGUAGAGCAGGGGGAGGGGGGGGGCGAGUUGGCGUCGUCGGGGCCGGGCGAGGCGCCGGGGGCGAGGAUUUGCGACGAGGUGAACAGAAGGUUAUUGGAGCACCAGAGAGAGGGGGUUAGGUUUUUGUACAGCCUGUACGUGUCGAAGAGGAGUGGCAUAUUGGCGGACGACAUGGGGUUGGGCAAGACGGUGCAGGCGGUCGUGUUCGUGGCGGUGAUCAAGUCGGCGCGCGGGGCCGAGGGAGAGGGGGGCCCCGUGUUGGUGGUGGCGCCCGCGUCGACGCUGCAGAACUGGCAGAGGGAGUUCGCGAGGUGGACGAGGUUGAGGGUGUUCGCGGCGAGGGGGAAGGAGAGGAAGAGCGUGUUGCACACGGCGAAGGCGAACAAGGCGGACGUGGUGUUGGCGGCCUACGACGCGCUGAGUCACGUCGCGGAGCUGAACGCGGUCGACUGGUCGUGCGCGAUAUUGGACGAGGUGCACAGGAUCAAGACGCGGUUUUCGAAGCUGAGCGCGAACUGCGCGAGGCUGAGAGUCGAGAGGCGGUACGGCCUGACGGGGACGGUCGUGCAGAACAAUUUCGAGGAGCUGUGGACGCUGUGCCACGCGCUGGGGUGCCGCGACGCGGAAUUCGGGGAUUUGGACUACUUUCGGAGGCAGUACGUGCAGCCGAUCAGGGAGGGCCGCGUGAGGGGCGCGAGCGACGCGCAGGUGUCCCUGGGAAGGAUCGCGGCGGACGCGCUGUGCGAGAGGUUGAAGAGGUUCGUCCUGCGCCGAACGAAGCUGGCUUGCUGCGGAGACUUGCCACCGAAGGAAGAGCGCGUCGUGCUGUGCAAAAUGGCGCCGCUGCAGCUGGAGUGCUACAGGAGGCUGGUGGAAUCGUGGUUGUACCGCCGCCUGAGGAGGCACUCGUGUGAGGCGACCGCUAGGCGCCCCCAGAGGGCCCAAGGGGACGCCCGGUGGGACGCCGUCGGGACGCCGAGACAGAGCGGGCAGUGGAGAGGGCUGGCGCUGUCAGCGAUGACGAAAUUGCAGCAGCUGUCGAACCACGUGUCCCUGCUGGUCGGCGCGCCGAAGAGGACGCCGAUGGAGAGAUAUUGCGGCGUCGCGGAGGGAGCGGAGGAGGCGGAGUCGCUCUUCUCCAGGUUGGCAUUCGGAGACCGCCGCGACGCGAUCAUGGCGUGCGUCGCGAGGGGCGACGACGCAGAGCUGUGCGGAAAGCUGAGAGUGCUCUCGGUGCUGCUGGAGAGGUGGAAGGAGGAGCGAUCGAAGGUGUUGGUCUUCUCCGGCUCGACGCGGAUGAUGGACAUCCUGUCCGGAUUCUUUCGUCGCCGCCAACUCCGCUUCGCCAGGAUCGACGGAUCCACGCCAGUAAGAGACAGGCAGAGACUGGUGGACUCCUUCAACAGGGACGCGUCGGAAUUCCUGUUCCUGGCAAGCAUCAAAGUUUGCGGCGUGGGACUGAACCUGUGCGGCGCAAACGUGGUCGUCAUCUUCGAACCCCACUUCAACGUGGCGCUCGACAUGCAGGCGUCCGACCGGGCUCACCGAAUAGGCCAAGACAAGGCAACGCGGGUGUACAGGCUGGUAAGCGCCAACACCAUCGAAGAGCUGACCUACCGGCGCCAACUCUACAAGCAACAAAUGGCCAACAUCGCGACCGGGGUCGAGGAAGCGCGGACCUUCGACGAGGACGAACUCUUCGGGUCCCACCUCCUUUUCUCUCUGCUAGAAGACGACCGCUCGGCCGACCAGCACGAUCCACUCACCGCAGAAGACGAGUCGAUCGAAACGCCAGACCCCGCCAUGAAGGACGCCGGCGUUGUCCUGUCCUACCUGAAAAAAGCCACCUCGUGCACGCCCAAAAUCUAG
Molecule: messenger RNA, 2283 nt
Organism: Schistocerca gregaria
Lineage: Eukaryota; Metazoa; Arthropoda; Insecta; Orthoptera; Acrididae
Exons: 1
Coding region: 1-2283 (760 amino acids)
Molecular function (GO): ATP-dependent chromatin remodeler activity; ATP binding
Source: RefSeq, a predicted model, not a curated record